Messenger RNA from Penicillium alfredii, 3066 nucleotides. RefSeq lists its product as uncharacterized. The annotation marks the transcript as partial. The transcript is spliced from 4 exons. The record is from RefSeq and is a predicted model, not a curated record. NCBI's taxonomy places the organism in Eukaryota, Fungi, Ascomycota, Eurotiomycetes, Eurotiales, Aspergillaceae.
CGCAAUCUGAGUGGGGCGGCACUGGGAAAGAAAGCCUGUGUCCGAGGGGUAAUCUGUUUUCGAAUUCUACUGUACGUCCUAGCCGUCCUCAUGGACACGAAACUCAAGUACAAGGAACAUAUUGCGAGGGCAGCAUCUAAGGGCCUGGAAGCCGCGAUGGAGCUUCGAAGACUUCGGGGUUUAUCCCCAGCGACAGCGCGGCAGCUAUUUACAUCGACGGUGGCGCCGGUCGUGGACUACGCGUCCAAUGUCUGGAUGCACGCGUGCAAGGAUAAGGCCAUAGGGCCGAUCAACCGCGUCCAAAGGGUAGGAGCGCAGGCGAUUGUAGGAACAUUCCUCACAGUUGCGACCAGUGUAGCGGAGGCGGAGGCCCACCUUGCCACCGUUCGACACCGUUUCUGGAGACGAGCCGUGAAGAUGUGGACGGACAUACAUACCCUGCCAGAAACCAACCCUCUCCGCAGGAAUACAGCACGGAUCAAGAAAUUCAGAAGAUACCAUCGUUCGCCGUUGUAUCAAGUAGCAGACGCGCUGAAGAACGUUGAGAUGGAAACACUGGAAACCAUCAAUCCGUUCACAUUGGCACCAUGGGAAGUACGCCUACAGGCUGGCGUUGAAGCAACUCCGCAGUCACCGACCGUACCAGGCGGGUCAAUGCAGAUCGCAACCAGCAAUUCAGCACGGAACGAGCUAGUCGGGUUUGGGAUGGCGAUCGAGAGACAGCCACCUCGGUAUCGAAAACUGAAACUGAAGACCCUUUCCGUCACAUUGGGUGCAAGAACAGAGCAAAAUCCGUUCUCUGCAGAGCUAGCAGCGAUGGCACAUGCGUUGAACAUGGCAGUUGGUCUGAAAGACUACAGGAUUACGCUCAAGAUCUCUGGGAGAGGUGAGAUAUGGCUCAAGCCUUCUGCUUACGCCACCCAGACUGAUUGUUUUAGAUUCUGCAAAGGCGCAAAGUGUGAUCCAGUCGAAUGUUUAUCCCAACUCUCUGAUACAGAAACGACGGUGCGCUUUCUCAAGGCUUUCUUCUCAUGGCGCUGCAGGCAGCGACGUGGGAAAAAUGGCCGUCGCAAUCCAGGGAUAAAGCACAAAUCCCCCCUCGACUCGUUAUGGAAAUGGUGGCAUCUGAUAUAUAAGGCCGAGGUUGGACAUGAACUGAGCAAAGACAUUCAGGUGAAAAUCCGCGAUGUGCUCGCGAUAGUAGCGAAGGAAGAAAAACUUUCCCUCCGACCUCGACCGAAAGCGACCAUGUAUAUCGAAGAUGUGGCUGAGUUUGCGCGAGUGAUCCUAUCCACGACAGAGAUGACAUUUCCUUGUGGCUGGUACCGGAUACAGCUCCUCUUCUUCUGCCAGCUGGCGGCGAUCACUGGUAGCCGGCCCAGGGCGCUGUUAGAACUACGCUUUCGGGACCUGAUGCUGACGUUGAUUCGGGAUCCAAAUGGAAGACGCCCUCGACUAUUUAUCUAUCUGAGACCUGAAUUCACAAAAACAUUCCUCGGCGAAAAAGAGUCGAACACAUUCCCCAUCCCAGAAAUUAUUUUCGAUCCCACCUUGGCCCUCAGCCCCCAUGUGUUUCUAUUGGGUAUGCUAUUUCGGAUCCGUGCAUUCAAGAAUAUGUCUCGGGAUGGCCCUGUUUUAGACGGCCCUGAAAAACUAUAUAGUCUUCGGGUCUUAAAUGGACUAGGUCAGCAGGAACUAAAGUUGAAAGACGAAAUUCUCGAUGAUUACGUCUUUUGCCAAGCAUCACGAGAGCCCGAUGGAUUUCGUAUCGCAUUGGACCAGAAGCUCACGGGCGGUUGGCUACGCUAUCGAAGGAAACGAGCUGGUUUAAUCACGGGGUUUGCAGAAGUCGCGAGACCAUACUGCCUCCGAUACGGUGCAGCGAAAGCGUUCAACGACAGUCCGGAUGUAUCGAAUGAAUUGCAGAACGUGACGUUGCAACAUGCUAGCAUAGACACAUUUGUUCGGCAUUACAGUGUGGGCAUUCAUGUUGAUGCCCAGGCAAUUGUACGGGGAAUGCCUGCUCAGAAGGAGCUCAUGCGGUUUGCUAGCUCAAUGAGUCGGUCUAUUGAUCCUCGCAGCCCCUGGCGGCUAGAUGAUUCGAGCUGUAUCAACGAUGUUCCUAGCGUACGUACCCUGGAAGACAAAGAAAAGGCUAGGAAGCGGAUCCGAGACGAUAAAAAGCGCACUUAUGAAGAGGCCCGGGAAGUAUUGGAGCGGAGGUUCGGUGAUGGUCCACCACAGAAUGGUCCUCGCUUCCGAACGAUCCGUAAGCAGUGGAAGGCUCAGGAGAAGGGUGUGAAGAAGCUUCAAAUGAAAUAUGAACACGCUGAAGAGAAGUUUGAGCUCUCAGUGAAGCACUUGCGCAACGAAAAAGGUCGACAACGACACAUUCUGAUUCGGGAGAACCUGGAACGUUAUAAGAAUGAACAGCCAGUGAUUGACAGCGAACGGCAGCUGUCCGGGAAGAUGGUCGACGAAGAAGUCAAGGUUGCGCUGGAAAGUACCGGUUAUAUGACACCACAACAUAUGACGCUUAUCGACACCGUCUUGACCAUGCCUGGUGCAACGACUGAGAAAGAGUACGAGCGAAGAAUUGCUGCGAUCAAUGCAGUGAUGGCCGUUUGUGAUGCAGAAGAGGGUGCACCUUCGCGGCCCCGUACGACAAAGAAACGCUCCGUUGAUGCUAUCGACAUGUCGCCAGCUGAUCCCGUCCCCAAAAGACAGAGGCCGACUGCUUCAGAUGCAAAGGAAAAUGCCUUCUCUCAAGCCAUCGCUUCGGUUUGCGUCAAGUCUCCAAAAGAAAGACCGACGAUUUGCUUCAUCUGCCUUGGGAAUCAAAUGUUGCCAGAAGGUGAACGACUACGGAGGUUUAAGAAUUCUGGGUCCCUUAGCCGACACUUCGUGAACAAACAUAUCAAGCCAUUCCCGAAUGGUAUGCAAUGCGAGUGCACGAUUUGUGGAAAGCAAUUAGAAUCAAAAUCGGCUCUACUGAACCAUGCGCAAGGUGUGCAUGGAAUCGUGUCUUGCCUACCUCUACGAGCUCUUGGCCUACCCUUGCCAUGA